Molecule: messenger RNA, 1180 nt
Organism: Dermatophagoides farinae (American house dust mite)
Lineage: Eukaryota; Metazoa; Arthropoda; Arachnida; Sarcoptiformes; Pyroglyphidae
Product: very long chain fatty acid elongase 6
Biological process (GO): fatty acid elongation, polyunsaturated fatty acid; sphingolipid biosynthetic process; very long-chain fatty acid biosynthetic process
Cellular component (GO): endoplasmic reticulum membrane
Molecular function (GO): fatty acid elongase activity
Source: RefSeq, a predicted model, not a curated record
AUUUAAUUUGAAUGUGAUUCUUUUGUGUGCGUGUGUGUGUGUUUUUUCUUAAAUUUUGAAAAUUGUUCAAAUUCACCAAUCAACGUUUAAAACAAAUAGUGACAACAACAACAACGACGACUGGAAUUUAAAAAAAUGGCUACAACAAUAGUGAAAAAUACAUAUUCAUUAUUUGGUUUCGAAUUACCUGAUUAUCGUUAUACAUAUUAUAAUGUUAUAAAUGAAAGUCAUUCAUGGGAUCCGGAUGUGACGAAAUUUCCCGGAUUUCAAAAUUCAUUUGCAUUCGAACGAUCAUUCAUACCGAUUGGCAAUUGGAUCCAAUUACAAACACAAUUAUAUUGGCGUUAUUGUUUCCAUUUAUCCAUUGCAUAUGUUAUCAUCAUAUUCGGCAUACAACGCAUCAUGCGUGAUCGCCAAUCAUUCAAUCUACGUACAUUGUUAAUGUUUUGGAAUCUAGUGUUGGCCACAUUCUCAAUUAUUGGCACAUAUCGUUGUUUACCGGAAUUUAUUCAUAUUAUACGCACUGAAGGACUACGUGCUUCAUAUACAAAAUCUAGUUAUUAUGCUGAUUUUCGUCUAUCAAUUUGGUAUCUAUUUUUCACAAUAUCAAAAGCAUUUGAAUUGAUCGACACAUUGUUCAUCGUGUUACGUAAAUCAAAAUUAAUACCAUUACAUUGGAUACAUCAUAUAAUGACAUUGAAUUUUUCGUGGUUCGUUUUCACCGAUGUUCCGGCUACGGCACGUUGGAUGGUCAAUAUGAAUUUUGUUGUACAUUCAUUAAUGUACACAUAUUAUGCAUUGAAAGCGUUACGUUUUCAUAUACCAAAACCUGUUAAUUUAACAAUCACUACAUUACAAGUGGCACAAAUGUUUGCCGGUCUUUACAUUAAUUAUGAUUGUUUUAGACGAAAAUUAAUGGGCUAUCCAGUGGACACUUGUUAUUCGGUAUUGUUUACUGGUGUCAUAUUGUACACAGUGUUUGCCAUACUGUUUAUGAAUUUUUUCAUCCGAACAUAUGUAUUGCCAGCAAAACCUAUAAAUCAAAUGCUUAGCGAUAUAAAUCAUAAUCAUUAUAAAGGCGUUGUGAAAAAAUGUCAAUAAUCAAAUCGACUACGACAACAAUUCAAUGACGACAAAUUCUCCCCUUUUUUUAUAUAUAUAAAAAUUCUUUUCUCUUGCA